GGAAACUCUCCUCCGAUCUACCGCUUAAGGAGCCUUCUUGGCGUUCCCUCACCUGCCAGUUUUCAGCCCGGAUGGGAAAUCGUCUUCGCCCGAUGCAUGAUCGUGCUGACAGCAUAACAGCCUGCGGAUGAAAUGAUUCUUAUCCUAGCGCCGACCCUUAUUCCAGUAUGCUAUAAAAGUCUGUCGUGCCGUUACUUCAUAGCUGUUAAUCACUGCCAUGACUUUUCUCUCCACUCUCCUCACGGCAAUACUUCUCCUUCCUGGGAGUAUGGCUACUCCAAUCCCAAGCGCACGGUACCUCGUUGCGAGAGAAUACAAUUCAUCAGACUUGUAUGCAAACUGGCCCACCUACCAGGACUUACCUCUGCACCCAUCCUUUCCGACAAAGGCUGCGUGGGGUGUUUGGGGCCCCGAAGACGAGCUUGGCGCUCUUAAUCAUAUCACUUCAGCUACGAUACAAGCUGCCAAAUCGGAGAUUCGAGAGGGUAUUGCGAUCAGCUUGAACCUAAGACUUGAUCUACCCAACCCUCCGCUCCCAAAGACGCGUCAGGGACUGACCCACGCUAUCAUGCCAUUUUCGGGAUACCAAGACGAUGUACUGACGCUUAACACCCAAGUCUCGACUCAGUUUGAUGGACUGAGGCAUUAUCCUUAUUCCACCAAUGGGGACGUUUCUACAUACCAGUUUUACAAUGACCUCAUAUCGUUCACAGACAUCAUGUCACCCGCCAGGGUGAGUACACUUGGGAUGCAAAAUUCUGCACAAAAGGGUAUUGCUGGACGCGCCGUCCUUCUUGAUUGGGCCGGAUGGAUGGACUCCCAGAACAUCACAUUCAGCGCGUUCUCCGAGCAAGGUAUUACCGCCGCCGAGCUCGAUGCAGUUGCAGCCUGGGAGGGUCUACCUCCGGAUUUCACCAAACCAGGAGAUUUUCUAAUUGUUCGGACUGCGAUGACGAAGCAGUAUAAAGAGCUUUCUGAGUAUGACCAAGAUAUGUUGCCGUUUAGAGAGCACUUCGACUUUGUUGGUGUUGAAGCGAGCGACGAGAUGCUUGAAUGGAUAUGGGAUAAGAAAUUGAGCAUUGUUGGCUCUGAUAAUAUAGCCUUUGAGCCGGGGGCAUUGACCGCGACGAUUGACGGAACACCGGGGAGGAACCUGCAUCAGGUGUUUAUUGGUGGAUGGGGUCAAAGUAUUGUCGAACUUUUGGACCUCGAGGAGCUGGCGGAGACUUGUCACCGACUGGGAAGAUUCACUUUCUUUUUUACGAUACAGAAUCUAAACGUCCCAGGUGGCAUUGCCAGCCCGCCAAAUGCUUUGGCGAUAUUGUAGACAAGCUGAUGAAGUUACGUUCGUACAUAGUAUAAUUAGGGACAUGGAAAUCUGACUACUUGCUACACUGCGUCGAGAUGAUAAAUGCAGAAAAAACAUCUGGCU
Molecule: messenger RNA, 1432 nt
Organism: Desarmillaria tabescens
Lineage: Eukaryota; Fungi; Basidiomycota; Agaricomycetes; Agaricales; Physalacriaceae
Exons: 7
Coding region: 218-1327 (369 amino acids)
Molecular function (GO): arylformamidase activity
Source: RefSeq, a predicted model, not a curated record